UGCUGCUGCCGUUUUCAUUGUCGCGUAUUCUCGUAACAAAUUAGUCGUCGUCGCGAGUUCAAGAACUUUUACGUACAAAAUUGUGCUGAAAACAGUGAUCCAUUUUUAACUGGUAAAAUCGGUUCGAUCCCGGUACGUCCGUCGUCGGAUUCGGUUUCGGAACUGUGCGCUACGGAGUCCGUCUUUGGGUUUCGCCAUCGAAGUUUCAGUUUGUGCGGUGACGAGGGUCGAUAAUUGAAAUUUUCCAUCGGGACAAGCAAUAAACAUCUCUUCAGUGCUCCUCUCGAUGAGGGAUUUCAUUCCCAUGAGAUUAUGAAUAGAGAAGAAAAAAUGUGUUCAAUUGAAUUAGAAUUUUUGUGUAACUGUGAGUGGAAGUCGAUAGUAAUCGGGUAAAGUGCGAGUGAAAAAAAACGAAGAAGCAACCCAUAGCGGGAGGAAGCUAUCGGAGAAAAAGGAAGUGCGACUAAAAUAAACAACCUCAUCGAUUGAGGGCGGGAAAAAAAUCUUCAGCAUAACCCAAACAGCAUCGCGCUCUGUUACUGGAGCUCUAAAAUAACAACAGCCUAGCCCUGCUAACAAAACAGUAUCUGUAGGUACCGAAAGUAAGAAGAAGGAUAGUUGUACUUCUGUAUAACUAUACAGAAACGAACCUGCAACAUCACAUCAACAUCAACAACAAGAGACCAGGAUCAUCAUCAACAUGGGCAGCGUUUGGAAGCGGCUUCAACGCGUCAACAAGCGGGCCGCCAAAUUUUCCUUCACCGUGUCCUACCACGAGCUCCGGAUGGAAACCACGGCCAAAUGGCGCCCUCACAGUCUUCACGUGGUUUGGACCCGGCGCUCCCGGCGGGUGGUAUCCAGUCCCCUGACCUGGGAACCGGAUCUGGUGAAUCCGGUGUGCAGCUCCAUGGCUUGGCCGAUGCCCGAUAAUCACACCAUCGCCGUGACGCUGUUCAAAGACAUUCGAACGCACGAGCUGGAGGACAAGGACUGGACCUUCGUGCUGGAAGAUGUGUCACAGAUGGGCAAAAAGCGACCGCUGGCAUCGGCCAUGAUCAACAUGCGGAAGUAUGCCAGUAUCGAAUCGACGCAGCAAACCUUUCAGCUGGAACUGAGGCCGGUAUCGAAAAAAAUCCUAUCGGCGUCGCUGGAACUAACACUGAGCUGCGUUUUCCUUAGGGAGGGAAAGGCCACUGAUGAAGACAUGCAGAGCAUCAUUUCGCUGAUGUCCGUCAACAAUAUAACGGAUAUUGCUCCUUUGGAUGAUUUGGAAGACAUUCCGGAUCUGGAAAAUUCGAUUGACAUUUCAGAACACGUGUUUGAUUUUACUCAACAGCUAGAACAACUGACGACGAGUCUGAACAACUCGGAUCUAGCGACGCCGAUGAGUGGUGUUCCAUCGCUUUCCGACGAUCAAACACCAGUUAUGAGUGGAUCAAAAGAUAUGUUCAAGGAAGUUUUGAACGAUCGGGGUUACAUUUCGCUGACCAGCGAUCAAAGUUUCAUCAAAGAUCCAGACGAACAUAUAGGGAAAGAUAAACCACCGGAGCGGCAAACAGUCACAGAUGAACUUUCGAUUCCAUCAGAGAUGGACAGCAUUACACCUGCGGCACAUCACAUUCCCGAAUCCGUUCACAUGUUCGAGCAGAUAGAAAAAAUAGUCGAAGAGGCACAGGAGGACCCUCUGGAAGCACUGGAAGAAGAAAAAAGUCCUCCACCAUCAAAGCAGUCAACUCCGUCUUUGCCUAUCGUUGUUGCCGUUGCCCCAACGCCCCCAACUAAAGUAGACAGCGAGCUUAUUACCAAAAAAUCUCCCGAAGAGAUCCAGAGCAGUAGAGCCGAACUGAAGCCGUUGAAUUUGAUCAAAAGUUACGAUCACACACCGCCUCCGGUGACGACGGAAAAGGCACCCGUAGAACCGGUAGCUCCAGCAAAACCCGAACCGCCCAAGGAAGUGAGGAAACCGCUACUAAGGGACAGUACUCCGGGACAGGAUCUUCUGGAAUGGUGCAAAGAUAUCACCAAGAGCUACCACGGAGUCAAAGUUACCAACUUGACGACAAGCUGGCGCAAUGGAAUGGCCUUCUGUGCCAUCAUUCAUCACUUCUAUCCUAGUCUUAUUGAUAUGAGCAAGCUGUCGCCGGGCAACGUGAUAGAGAACUGCCGCACGGCGUUUGAUGCGGCAGAAAAGCUGGGAAUACCUCGAGUCAUCGAGCCCCAGGACAUGAACAUGCUGGCGGUCCCGGACAAGUUGGCCGUCAUGACCUACCUGUACCAGCUGCGGGCCCACUUCACCGGGCACCAGCUGGAGGUGCACACAAUUGAUUCGGGAGUUCCAUGUCAGGCGUGCUUCCUAGCAGCCGAACAAGCCAUGUGCAUCUACUCCAACCAAAAGUGUAGGAGAGGCGAAACAUCGGACGACUCGAGCUACGUGAUAGGGAACUACAAGUCGGACAAGCUGAGCAAGGACCUGCUGAAUCUGAACGACAUGAUCACCCCCCGGGAGGAUGAUCCGCUGAGGCGCACCGAGCUGCUCACCAAUAAAGCCCAGGCGCUGCUGGUGGCCACAAAGCAGGCGGCCGGAAGUGGGGGUGGCGGCGGACUAUUUGGCAAGGUUUCCCUUUCCCCCACCAAGGAGAAGCUGAUCACGGUCCCGAGUGGCAACGGAUCGAUGAGCAAUGGCGGGGGCGGCGGUGAAUCGGAAGGUGGUAACAACAAUAACAACAACGGCGAGAAGGGAUCGAUGAGGCCGGAUGCUGACAAACUGACCGGUGCUGGUGACGGAAAUCUGAGGGCAGAAACGGAAAACGGGUUUGCGGAUGAUCGAAUUUCGGCCGUUGAUUCGGCGCUGGCAAACCGAUUACUCCUCCGGCAUAAGGAAAUGAGUGAAAAGGCUAAAGUAAUGAUUGAAAAACUUAGAGCAACUAGUGUAGAUAAAGGUGGUGACAUGGAUACCAACGAACGCCAGGCUCGAUUGCGGGAACAGGCCCGAAAACUGAUCGCCGGUACCCGAUCGAUAAAACCGCUGAACCUAGACUCGCCCUCUUCGCCUACCAAGAUCAGUGGCAACGCUCACAAAAUGAACUUCUCGCCGGAGCGGACCAUUUCGCCCAUCAACAACGUGCCGGAGUUUAUUUUUCCCAGCGUCGUGGGUCGGAUUGGAAGCGCCAAAAAUUCGCCGGUGCGAGGUUAUGGGGACAUCGGUGCCAGCAUACUGGACUCGAGCGAUGCCAACAGCAAUCAUUUGUUGAAGAGGAGUUCGCCCUCGCCGAACAAACUUUCGCCAUCGCUGUUGGACAUGAUUGCGCCCAAAAACGAGGGCCGGGUUGAAAAGGUGAACUACAUUCAAAGCGAGCUUGACAAGCUAGAGCGAGAGCAGAAUGAGAUAGAUCAAAAGGCUAACGCCUUGGAGAAGAAGUUACGAGCUGUGAUGGGUGGAACGAUGACGAAUGUCUCGGAAACCGAAGACCAACUCAUGAACCAGUGGUUUACGUUGGUCAACAAAAAGAACGCUCUGUUGAGGAGACAGAUGCAGCUGAAUCUACUUGAACAAGAGAACGAUCUUGAGAAAAAGUACGAUAUGCUGAAUUUGGAAUUGCGGGCGGCUCUCUCGAUCGAAGACUGGCGCAAAACGGAGGAACAGCGCGAGAAGGAGGCGCUGCUGUUGGCCGAGUUGGUUGCGAUCGUAGACAAACGCAACGAGCUGGUACAGAAUCUGCACAGCCAGGAACAGGCCAUUGAAGAUGAUGACGAAAUCGAGCGGAAACUGGAAACGGUAGAUAUCAACCAUAAGGAGGAAAAAUGUGUCAUUCAGUAAUUGUUGGUGAAGGUUUUCUACACAUUCGGAGAAUACUCAGAUGCAAUUGGAGGAUUUUUUUUGUAGAGGUGUUUAUUUCCACAAAAUGGAAACCUAUACUCCCACUGAAAUUGUAAAUACUGCGGAAUACACCCUCGUUUCGUUAAGAGAUCAAACAGUCGCUUAAAGGCACGGAAUCAAUACCGACCUAACAGGUUACAGGAAACUCGAAUCGUACUAAAACGAAAACAAAUUGUUGCUCUUAUGUAGGUAACUUAACCAGCCGUCAUUUUCUAUUUUCUAAUAAUCGGAACGACUCAUUGGGUUCUAAAGAAACCAAUUGUGGGUAAAAUUUUAGAAAAAAAAAAACCAAAUGAAAAAGAAUAUCAUUGCACUUAUUCAAAAUUGGUACAAUCACUAACGAAUACGAGUUUAUCAAUUUGUUCGUCUUACAAACGAAUAUUUUUUGAAACACACAAAAAACCGGUGAAUCAUUUCCGUCCGCGGGAGAAUUUGGUCUCGUAACCAAUGAUUAGACGAGGGAGGAAGUAGUGAUCGCUUUUUUUUAUUGCCACACGCAUUUACACCCGACCCCUCCGGAAAAGAUUCCAAGAACUUUAAGGCUAGGUUAUGUCACACAGAUUCAAUCACAAAAUUGUACAUACCCUACGUUUCUGUUAGGUUCUAUUAGGUUGUAUGUUUUUAACCAAAAAAAAUGUUAGCACCACUAAAUGAGGACUGAGUAAAGUGGCGGUCAAUUUCGUUUUAUUUAUGGAUACAAAAAGCUUCAAGCGCAAAUAGUUAACCGUUUUAGUUUAGUUAUUAUGUGCAAAAAAUUAUUUCUAGUGUUCUUUCAUUGACAGAGGCGACACAAAAUUGUUCAAGUCCCCUAUCCCCUUCUCUAACCUUAUUUUAUAUAGCUGUAUUUAAGGUUUAGUAAGCUAAAAAUAGGAGUAAGAAGUUAUACUCCGUCAAAGUAAUUGAUUACAAUAAAAUGCUUAAGGAAGAAAAGAAAACCUGGAAGUGAUAAAUACGUGAAGAAGAAAAAAAAUUACGCAAACAAAUAUCCAAAUAAUAAAUUAUUUUUGUAAGCUUUUGUACUUGUAGCCUAAUAGCUUUUGGUGAGGAACUCAACUUCUAUAAUUUUACUCAAACCUAUGGGUGGAAAUACGGGAUAUCGAUCAAAGAACUCAUAAAACUCACUUAGCUUGAAGCGGGCGGAAUCGAUGCAGAUCAUUUAUUAGUCAAGCUGCCUAGGAAACACAAACGCAUUAGAAUGAUCCAUGCCUUGUCCAUCGUUGAGUUUGGGCUUUAUUCUUUACAGACAGAGAAAUGGGUAAUCUCAAUCGCGUUUCUUAGAGCAACUCGAAUGGUUCACAAGCUGGAAUUUGAUUUUUCUUUUUUUUUUCAAUCAUAAAAAAAAUUACCAACAACUGCUUAGAUAAUUUCAUAAUCAAUCAUCAGAAGCAUUUACAGUAAAGUUAUGUUUUUUUUUUAAUUUCCUAACACAAAAUGAACCUAGAUAAUUUUCUUGAAAUUUGGAAUUGAUUCGGCAGUUAAAAUUUGAAAUUUCUCUAAGGUCGUAAAAAUUAGAAGCUUUGGGCGCAGAAUGAUCAUACGUUUUGAGAAAAACCUCUAGCAGGAAUAGGUUUCGUAUAGGUAGAAGCAAAUUUUUUAAAUCUCCACACCGCAAUAUAAUUGAUAUAAGCAGCGCGUAAAAUUUCAGUGAUAUUUUCUAGAAUGCGAAUUCCACCUUCUUGGUUUGUCCCCGUUUGUAAGCAAAGGGAAAUUUAGAGAGAGGCAAAACAAAAUCGAGAAUACAUAACGAAAACAAAUUACGAUAUUCUAGUCAUUCGUGCGUAGUUCAUCAUAGCUAAGGAAACUAAUUUAAAAUAAAUAUAUAUCUACAUAUAAUACAAUUAUUAUAGUAUUAUUAUUUCUAUUUUAAAAUACACACACACAAGGUUAUACACGGAAACGUA
Molecule: messenger RNA, 5778 nt
Organism: Uranotaenia lowii
Lineage: Eukaryota; Metazoa; Arthropoda; Insecta; Diptera; Culicidae
Gene: Ehbp1
Product: EH domain-binding protein 1
Exons: 14
Coding region: 701-3817 (1038 amino acids)
Molecular function (GO): protein binding
Source: RefSeq, a predicted model, not a curated record